Schistosoma turkestanicum is the source of this 12687-nucleotide messenger RNA. The record is from the annotation of a GenBank genome assembly. Lineage: Eukaryota; Metazoa; Platyhelminthes; Trematoda; Strigeidida; Schistosomatidae.
CUCUUCUUGGCGGGAGAUUUAGUUUUCUUUCUGCGUGUUAAGCUGCAGUCAGAUGUUAUGGGAAAAUGUGGAACUACAAUUCAAAGUUGGUUUUUAGCAAUAGAGAAAGGCGAUUUAUCUUUGGUUCAAAAGCUAUGGAAGGAUAUAAAUGAUAUCGAUGUUACAGACAAUUACAUUCUAAAUAACAUAAAGCAUGAAAAUGUAACUGGACUCAUUGUUGGUGCCUAUUACGGCCACAAAGACAUAGUUAGAUGGCUUUUAAAAAAUAAAGCAAAUGCUAACUGGGAAACGAAUCUUAAGUGGCGCCCAAUUCAUUUUGCUGCUAAACGUGGUCAUUGUGCCACUGUGGACAUGCUUUGUUCUAGCGGAGCAGCCGUCGACCCUGUUACAAUGAAUAAUGAAACACCACUUUCAUUGGCUAUACAAUCCCAUAUGCGGGAUACUGUACGCAAACUUGUACACUUGGGAGCAAAAACAAGUAAAAGUAACGAGGGUAUCAUUUACCAUUACGUAUGCCCCGGGAUGUUAGUAUCUGACAAUUCGGCACCAGGACCACGUGAUUCUAUCGAUUCCUUUCGUGACAAGAACUCGCAGCUGCAAAAUCAGAAUGCACGAACUAACUCAUCCAUUUUGCCUGUUAUUUCUACGUCAUGCUUAGAUGAUGAUCUCAAAAAAUUUUCAGUAGCAAUUUUUGAUAGUCAGAUAAUCAUGAACCAGCUUCAAUGCCAAUCAACAAGUUACGACCUGGAACUUGCUAGACGAAAGAGAGAACUUAUCAGGCGCUUACCACUUUUACCAUGUAUAUCAUUACAAUCAGCAAAUCAGUUCCUUCAACUGAUUCAACGUGCUUCACGAGCGGAUUUACCAUUAGAUAGUCGUUUGUUGGCUGUUUCCAAUUUGUUCGAUUUACUUUUAGUCUCGCCUGUCAAUGAUGUGCAUAACGACCUUUCAAACAAAACACCUAAUAGUGCGUUUAAUGAGCCUUACUUGCGUCUCAUUGAGGCAUGUCUGUGUGAAACUCAUUGUCCUUUAGAAUUAACUGUUCAGUUAAGUAGACUAGCUGUUCAUAUGGCGAGUUUGGGGAUAAACAAACCAAUCGAUGUUAAUGGUUCUGUUGCUAGUGAUGAUUUAACACCUAAAUCUAGCACACCAUCAAGUCACGUUAUUUCGUAUAUACUGAAGCUACUCAGAAAACUAGUCCUCAAAGGUAAUCCACAGUAUAGAUCAGGGAUUCUUGCCCAUCUGUCACGCAUUUUAUCAGAUUUGUACGCGCCGGCGAGUGAUGGAAAAGAAUAUAAUAUCAGUAAUUUAUGCUCCUGGAAUGAUUUAAUACCUUACAGUUCAAGUGUAAUGUCGAGUCUCAUACGCUUAGGGGAAUCCUUGGACCAGCCGUUGAAUGUACCUCGUUUUGCUCAACUUGUUGGCCUUAUCGCUCGCUGCCUAAUCAGUGUUUUUUCAAGAUCUAGCUCAAGUUCUUUCUCUGCCCGUUUUUCUGAUUUGGCAGAUAUCCUCGUAGGUUGGAGUGUGGAUUCGUCCGGAACUUCAAAAGAUGUGAACAUUAAUACUAUCUAUGAAGAACUUUACUUUGGUCUUUCACACUGGUUUCUCAUGUCUACAGAAGAAAAAGUAGAUGAAUGUAAACAAACAUCAUUGUCUCCGAUUAUUAACGAAAACAUUCGGGAAAUGAUCGCUCAUUUGUUAGAGGACAGCGAAAACUCGCUUAAUACUGCCAUCUCCGAAUGUGCUAUCGUGAAUUGCAAACGUGGCACUCCAAUAUCAGGAAGUGUGAAACAAGCAUCAGACCCGAACUCUCACUUUGUAUCGGUUCAACUUUAUCUCAACGUUUUAUGUAGUAUAUUUGGAGGUAUCUGCAAACAUGCAUUUGAGUCUACUCAACUCUGUUUCAACGACGUGAUGUCUGGGAAUGUUUCACAAUGGAUCGAACGCUUACUUCACAUCAUUCAAUCUACAAGCGCUUACUAUAAUUCAUUGAUAUCACAAAAACAAACUGGUCCUUGGCAUUCAGGUCAUGGAAAUGUUUCUAACCCUCGUAUACCACUCACUGUCUUGGAUGGUAUUCAGUCUUCAGUUUUCAAACUUUUGAAUUGUUUAAUACAAUUUUCUGAUUGUUCUAAGGUUGAUUUAAUAGCAGUAGACAAUUGUGUGAUAUCCACUGUGGAUGCUGGGAGUUUACCUAAUACCAAUUGCUCUUUAUCUUCUUUACUUGAACUCAUCUUCACUGUCCUCAAAAUAAAACACUCAUCCACUUUCACUUCUGCUAAUCCUUCAUCUUUGCUCAAAUAUUUUGACUCACAUUCGAAAUUGCAUCAUUUCAAAUUCUGUUGCAGGUCAACUAAUGAGAGAGAAAGUUCACCAAGUCAGAAAAUGUUUCGUAUGUUGUGCUAUAUAUCAUCAACACUGCAUCUUCAAAGUGCGGUUUGUGAGUUAGCAUUGUCUGAUCUUCAACUGGCAAUCGGUUCACAAAAGCAUUCUGAUACGUCUGCUUCUCAUAACCGCAAAGCUGAAAUUCUAGGAUUAUUUAGUUUAUCUUUACUAACUGAAGCUAUGAAAAAUUUGUCUUGUGAACUUAAAAAUGAGUUGCUUUACCGUGUGUUUGAUAUCAUCCAACCAAAUUGUUCUGAGAACUGGCAUUAUUUUUCACCUCGUCUUAGAAUUAUCCUCUUGUCGUUCAUGAACAACUCGUCACUUGUCAAACGGUUUCAGCCAGUCUAUAUUUGUCAUAUGAUUACUAGUUUUCUUUCUGUGAAGUGUAUUUCAAAUAUUGAGUGUUUUCUUCUUUUUAACUUGACUGAUUUGUUUUUGUCUGAAGGUAUUCUAAAUCCUGACGACCAAAUCUCUUUAAUUUUUAAUCUUAUAACUCUGUCAAAGCGCAUGCUACUCACACAAAUAGUUCUCGACUCAAUAAACAAUGUUUUCACCUUAGUUGUAAAUGUGCUUAUGAAACAUACACUUCUUCAUAUGGAAAAGGGAAAUGCAAACCUCGCUUCUCAUCUCUUGCAUUUGUCUCAGAUCUCAUUAUCUUACCCAUGCUCGCAAGUUCAAAAAGCUGGAAAUGACCUCUUACUCUUUAUUGGAUCAUUUUCUUUAUGUAAAGCGGAAUUCCCAGCAACAUGUUUGUAUUCGGAAUUGCUUUGGUUCACCACUCGUCGCCCGGACCAGUCAGCUACAGCAUUAUUACCAGUAUCUAAUAUAAACGAUUCCGAUGGUAGUCAUAACAAUCUACUAACGAUGACCACCGCUUUCCCUAGUUUACCAGCAGUUGCGGGUAUUUUAGGCAUUUUGACAAGGGGAGCUCCAUAUACUCAAAAGGUAGAAAGCAGUCGACUAAAGAUUUUAAAGAGUCCUUUUGAUUGGAUACGACGUUUAUCUUGCUUAGUUUCUCCACUUCCAUCCGAUAAGAAGCAAGAUCUUUCAUUAUUACAAUGCACUAGUUUCAUUCAGCCUGUUCUAUGGCACACUGCAUGGGCAAUGGUUGAUUAUAAAUUGAAAGUAGCCCCUUGGGCUAACCCGCUGAAAACAUUCUUCUCUCUUGAGGGAACUUUAAGAGCGUUUAUUCAGCCAAUUUCUUCCAACGAUUCUUCUAAUAACAAUCAGCCGUCAAUCAUCUCAUUCCAUGUAGCAUCGUCAGAGGCUCUCUCUCAUCAAAAGAAGAAUCGACAUUUAAGCCAGAUUCAUUUACUUCUAAACUUCCUAAAUUACCUUGAACGUGUUAUUUUCAACGCAACUAAUGGUCUUGCAAUUGCAGUGUCCCGUCCAUCGAAAUCUGCUUCUAUAUUUUUCACAGCAAAUGAAAAUACUUGUACCCAGUGGUUUAAUCGUAUUAGAAUUCUUCUCGUUCGCAUCUCAAAUGACUUGCCGUUAAUGUCCUGCAGUGGCAUCGGACCAGCCAAUGAAGUUUUGUCGACAACUGUAUAUCAUGCAUAUAGCUUACUCAAAAUUGUCUCAAAUUGCAACAGCAUUAAUGUUCAAGAUAUUUGGAUUAGCACCUUGAAACAAUAUGGUGACCCUACAGAUUUAUUUAUUUAUUUAUCCAAAGCACUUCAUCAUUUAGGUGCAUGGGAGGAAUUGAAAGCAUUAGCACAGUGGACAGAUGACCUUUUCACAGCAGAACAAAAUCCGUUUUCAUGGCUUCAUGGUAUCUCUUCGCUAACUCGUGGUCGUUGGGAUCAAGGGAUCUUACAAUUAACCAGUUUUCUUGAUUCGAAUUUGCAAAAAAACAAGACUUUGACUUCAGAAAAUCUUACUACUGAUGAGACUGAGAAAUUGUCUGUUCAAACAUCUGUAACGUAUGUUACAAAUGUUCUUCUGCAGAUGUACCUUUCUGAAGGUAACUAUUCACGUGCGCAUAAACUCCGAAACCGUAUAACAUCAUGUGUCAAAAUGAAAUCUUUAAAAGAAAAUUCAAUGUUUCAACUUAAUUCAGCACGCCUCAACUGUUUGAGUAAACUAUCUGAAUGGGUUUCUGAAAAUGGGGUUGAAGAUAACCUCACUUCAAAUUCUGCUGAACUAUGGUCUCAGAGGUGCCUUCAGAAGCAGCUAGACAAUUUGUUGGUGAGUGCCGCUUCCGUAAAACAUCAUAGUUGUGGCGAUACAGAGGACGAAUCGUCGACAAAAUGUUUGUUGGAGCUAACAAAAAUUAUAAGACAGAAAUCAGCAAAUACAACCUUCCUUCUACCUUUAAAUCUGUUUGCCGAUUUUUACUCUCAAUCCAGUUAUGUUCUGGAUGAUGGUUUGCAAGAUUAUCUGAUCAAAGCUGAAUUCCUAAUCAAUGAGCGAUCAUGUACUACAUAUGGAGCCGCAAGUCCCGUACACUUUUCUUCUUGGGUGCACCUUAUUUCGUCUGAUAUGAAAACCCAUUCUGUCGCGGAAUUUUCAGCUUGCCAGUGGGCUUGUUUGAAUAACUGUCCACAUCUUGCUCAGCGUUUGCUAGUAAAAACAGCGAAAUGUCUUACACUUCUUGAUACUUCAGAAGAUGAGGAAGCAACGUACUUCGAUAAACUUUGUAACAUCGCUUUAUCUUCUUCCCAUGAUAUAACAUCCAAAUUAUCUCGAUUGGAUACUUUGAAAUUUUAUAACUGCAUGGCCAGAAUUCUGUGGUUAUCUGGGAAUGGAAAGGAUGAGCGUGAAUUAAUUAGUAAGACAAAAGCUAUUACAAUGUUAACUUCUGGUCUAAAAUCUGGAUUAAUGGGGGAAAAUAUUUGUGAUACAAUUAAGACUGCAUCUCAGUCUAGUUUAGAAGCUGAAAUGGCUCUAAGCCUUUUCGACUGGUUGGAAUCACCUACAAGCACCAACGACAUUUCAAUGGCUGAAAAAAUAUAUCAAAGUUUUAUCAGCACAAGUGAUCCAGGAGGAAAGUCACAGGACUUUUCGCGUAUCGCAUCAGACCUUGAACUGUUCAGUUGCUUGUCAGAUGUGUCCUGGUGUAACGGUGUGCCAGAAAUUACUCAACCUUUUCAAUCUACCAAUUCAUCUCCUGGUUCUUCGACUUCAUGGACUAAUCGUUUACUAAUGAUGGCUACACAUCUAUCUUCAAAUGGUUCAUCUGCAUCUGUUUGGCUGAAAUUGGCCAACUGGUGCUAUUUACGUGGACAUAAAGAGAUUCAUGAAUUUCAGUCGGCAGCGAGAAAUUUCAAUAAGGUAUCAAAUGAGAAAACCUCUCACCAUCCAAGUGUCCCUGUCCUUUUAAAAUUAGUGCAACCACAGGAGUAUGCUUCACUAACUAUUUUGGCUGAAAAAUUGUUUUCUUCACCAUUAGAACAUUCAUCUGAUGACGGUCAAGAAUUUGAUAUGUCCAUAACUUCUCUAAUCAGUGCUCUGACAACUUUUUUGGCAUCUGAUCGUUUUGAUGAAGAUGACUCAGAACUAUUCAGACAUCAUUCUGACUUACCUGUUCAUCUCCACCAGUUCUCUUCUCAGUGUCCUGACGAUCCGAUGGAUUCCCAGAUGCAGCAGAAAUUCUUUUCACAUCUACGGAAUCUUAUUCCUUCUUUGAGUGAACCAAAUUUGUCAAGCGAUUCAAUAAAACUUUUGCAUCAGUUAUUAGUCUCAAUUACUGAACGUCAACAUACUCUACAUAUGUCAGCAGCUCAAGCAUAUGCUACAUUUCUCACUAUAGCAGAUCAAUCCAGAGGAUCAAGAAAUUCUAUCUUCUACAAACCAAUUACUAAAUUAGACAUAACAACAGCAACUUUGAAAUUCCUGGAUUUACUGUGCUCACCAUCUCGCAAGCUCCGUAGUAUGAUUUCAGGCUUCCUAGAUCAGGCGAGUCCAGUAUUAUUGGAGUCUAAUCAGAGUAUGAAUGUACAAUCGGACAGACUACAAUGUGGCAGUGGAUCUAAAUCUAGCCCUACACUAGGUGGUCCGACGAUUUGGGAAGCUUGUUUGCCACAAGUUUUAAUUCGAUUAGGUUUGCCAGAUGAUAUGAUACGCAACUGUUUAGUUGCGCUAUUGAACCGACUUAUCUAUAUUGGUACUGACCAUAAUGUCAAUUUCAAAUGGAAUUCACCAUCCUUCCGCUUAGCAGCUCAACUUGUGUUUCCAUCUGUUGUGGCUGCUUCUGAUCCUGUUAAUCCAGAUAAAAACAUUCCAGGCAUUGGAUGUAAAGAGACUAUUUCUGGCACAACUGACAAUCUUGACCUCACGAGUUCUACAGACGCACCUAUUUUACAGUCAGAUUCGAAGCCUAACCCGUCCUAUUCGUUUUCAAAAAUAGUUAUUGCUCUACGAAAUGCAGGUCUUAGUGAUCUUGUUCAUCAAGUGGAACUUUUCACUUUUGAACUACAACGUAUCACUGUUUUAUGGGAAGAAUUAUGGCUGGGCUCGUUGGUACAACAUUUAGACGAAUUAUCCAAGAAGAUAAAUCUCUUAGAAUCUGAACUAAAACGAACUGAAAAAAUUGAUGUAUAUCAAACUGUUGACAAUUCUAAGGAUUUAUCAAUGCGUGUUUCUAGUAAACACAUAAUCAUUGAAAAAGAAAAUGCCUCCUUAUUAUCGCACGACAUUGAUACAAAUAAUACGUGUUUCACUUCCUUGACAAAUGUUGAAGAUGAUCUGUCGGAAUCCAAAAAUUUUGCAGAAUCAAUUGAUUUAGCAAAAUACUUUUCUGCACUACAACCAACUCUUGAUUUAUUAUCACAACUUUACUCUUUGACUAUACUUGUUACUCCUGAAACUCCACAUGAAGAAUGGUUUCAAAAAACUUUCGGGCAUGUUAUUAACGAACUUCAAGAAUCAUUAUUGCAUCCUGUGGAUUUUCGAGAUGCAAAAGAACCUGUUUCCCUUAUUCGUCAACUUAUUCAUCAGCUACAGACAACUCGCCAAUCCACAACGUUUUCUCAAAUCCCUGUUGUUUCUCGAGUGGGAGCUGCUCCUGAAAUUGAUAUUCGACAGUCUAUAAACAAUUUAUCCUACCUAAAUCUACGGCAACUUAGUCCUCGGCUUUGCUCAUUACAUUUCGAGAACGAUCAUUCAAUUAGUCCCACAGGAUCCUUCGCCUGUGGGAUUCCUUUACCUGGACACCUCGGUAUAGGGGCCUCUUACUUAGGUAGCCGUAUCACUGUCCUGCCAACAAAAACUCGACCAAAGCGUCUGUUACUCAGAGCCCAAAACGGUCGUACAUAUCCUUAUCUUUUAAAAGGUUUGGAAGAUUUGCGUCUUGACGAUCGUAUUAUGCGUUUGUUCGAGCUCACAAGUCUCGCUGCAGUCGAACUGUCAUCGAUUAACUCUAGACAUUUCGAAAAUACUUUUGCCCGAACAUACUCUGUUACUCCACUAGGAGUUCGUUCUGGUCUUCUGCAAAUGGUUCAGGGUGCUGUUCCUCUCUUCAGUCUAUAUAAAAAGUGGCAACUUCGAAAUUAUAAGUCGUCAUCUAGUAAUGGUUGUAUAUCUUCUACAUCUGUAAUUCCAAGACCUGGAGAACUAUUCCACACUCGCCUUAAAGAGUUGCUGCAUGCUGCUGGUCAACAUUAUCAAUCUCAGUCUCGUUCUAAUUGGCCUAUCGAUGUACUGCGAGAAGUCUUAAUAACUUUGGAAGCAGAAACGCCCCCAGAUCUGUUAACUCGUGAGUUAUGGGCUUCAAAUCCCUCAUGUGCCAGUUGGUGGAGAGUUACACGCACAUUUGCUAAGUCAGCUGGUUUACUCAGUAGUUUGGGAUAUCUGGUUGGUCUUGGCGAUCGACACCUUGAUAACCUCCUUAUAGACCUAUCUACCGGGCAUAUUGUACACAUAGAUUAUAAUGUUUGCUUUGAUAAAGGGAAAAGUCUGCGAGUAGCAGAAAAAGUUCCGUUUCGAUUGACAAGGAUAUUAAGGCAUGCACUCGGACCUGCUUGUCAAGAUACAUUAGUACGUGGUACGUUCCGCUUUUCUGCAGAAGCUGGGUUACACGCAGCUCGUCAUAUAGUUGACCCUCUUUUAAUACAGCUCAAAGCUUUUUUAAUUGAUCCUUUAGCGGAUUGGCAACAAAAGAAACAUCCAUCAUCGAACUCACAAAUUGUAACUGAUUUCAUUCAUCUAGCUGCUUUUCAUGGGGGUGGUAGCACAAAUUCUUGUAACUAUCAAACAGUGUCAACUUAUAGACGUUUGCGUCGUGUUGAUUCCGAACUUCGAAUGUAUUCAGGUCUUUUAACAUUAAGACUCGUUGAUUUAAUUCAAAGUACUUGUUUGAAUUCAGUAUUUUCGUCUUUGGACUCCGUUCUCUCGCGUCUAACUGUUUGGACUGAAUUGACUAAAGCUCGUCAGCAUUCCUCGUUUAUAAAUAAUCGUUACUUAACUUUAAAAACCGCAACUCACAGUGAUCUGUCUUCUUCCGAGUAUCAUUGUCAACAAGUAGAAAAAGCAAAGCAGACAAUACAUGAUCUUCAUGAAGAAUUUUCAAAGCAGAAUAAAAUAUGGAUAGAUGAAAUUUUAUCACAUUUUCAAAAUUAUAAGUCUCUUGUCGAUCCCACAUGGUUAUCAUCCAUAAUUUCGUCCAACGAAGAUGUGAAUUCACCACUGUGUGUGGCCUUAUCCAACUACUACACAGUUGCUAGAAUUUAUUUGACCACCCCAGAAUUUAUUGAUUCAUUGUCGAAAUGGGUUAAUCAACUUAAAUGUUUUCAUUCACAAAUAGAUUCAUCAAUGAAAUCUAAUAAUAUUGAUUCACUAAUGAAUUUACUUUCAUCUGAUAUUCCUCUAUAUACUUGCGAUUCCGAUCCUAAAUUAUCUAUUGUACUAGAGCAAUCAGCCAAGAAAAGUUUUCAUCAUUUAUGUGAGUUACGUCGGAUUAAAGAAGAAAAUGUAAAUUCACAUUACGACUACGCAAAUCCUGAAAGUACCAUCCUCCAUGAAAUCAAUAAUUUGAAUUUGUUUGUAUUUGAUCAAGGAGCUGCUGGUGUAACAGCUUAUUGUUGGGCCUUAUUAGAUUAUGUUUUGAGCGUUUCUGGCAACUCUCUUGCUAUUGAGAUGGAGUUUAAAGAGUGGGAUUUAAAUAGUAGUAACUGUCAAACUGAUACAACUCAUUUUAAGAGCCUUCCACUGGAUCAGCUUGGCACAUGCACAGACUGCUUACUAAACUUGUUUAGUGUUCUUCGUCAUCAAUCUACAGGUACCUGGAAUUUUAAUGCUGGCUUCGAGUCAGAUGUUAGAAGAGAAUUGGCAUUCCUCAUUGCUGUCAGGGAUUCUGUUUGUUGUAUUACGCAGUUGCGCGCUAAUUUGUUGAGACUUCUAGUUCCUGAAGCUAUUGAAUCACUUAUAACAGCUAGUAUAUCUAUGGUUGAGAAUUUCUCCAAAUUCGUUGUACAAAACAUGACCAAACCAACUAUCAGCAAUCUUAAACAACUUGUGGAUAAUUUCCUGCUGAAAGAUUUCAUUAUAGAAAACCAAGGAGACGCACAACUCCAUCAUGUUCUUGUCGCUGUUCACCUUGCUCUCACCAAUACAACAGCUCAAUUAGAGGAGAUAUCUGUACGGAUUAGCUCAUGUACAAUAACAGCUUUAGCGUGGUACUAUGUCGAUAUAAUUUCUCAAGUUACUACAGUUUUAAUGUCCAAAAGUUCGAAUUGUUCCGAAGGCGCAGCUUCUUUAUGGAAAUGGGAGCCUAAUUUGUCGAACAGUAUUCCUGAUAAUAUAACAUCAUGUUCAUGGACUGAUGAAGUUUAUAAUGCCGGGAUUAUGGCCUUUGUUACUACACUUGAGAAUGGUUUGACUCACUGGCAAACUAUUCGUCGUGGUUGUACUGAUAAGAUUGAAUUAACCCCUAAGCUAUUCAUUGAUCCUAUAGAUAACUUUAUUGGUCGUUUAUCAUCACGUCUUGGACUAUCAAGUUUAGUUGGACUAGCAUCAAGUCGUCUGUUUUGUGCACUCGUUGAGAACACAGGAUUAUCGAUUCAUAGGCUUUUGAUUGAAGGUGAACUCUCUGCUAAAGCAUCUGGUUUGGUCAGUGUUGUAAGCCUAUCUGCUGAGAAAUUAAUCGAAAGUGUAAAUGUUCAAAUCUCACUGACGCAACCUGUUAGUGUGCAGCAUCUUAGGACACCUGCAUGUAAUCUUAUUCAUCGACUAGUGAACCGCUCAAGUCAAAUAAGUCAAUGUUUGGAAGAGACAUUCGAAAUAGAAGCCGCUGAACGACAUUAUAAACAUCUUGUUUUAAGCGUUUCAGCCUAUAACUGGAUGCAUACAAUUCAGAUUCAAGAAAAGUCACAACUUUAUCAACAAGAUCCAUGUGUUUACUUAACAAAUACCCUCAGUUCAAUCAAAGAUGCCGCCGAAUUAGAAGGUGCUUCCGAUGAAAAUACUUCAGAGAUUUCAGCAAACACUGUUGCCCGGUCAAUCUAUUAUAUUGAAACUUUGAGAUCAAGUGGUCUAUCGUCCUCUUCAUCCUUCUCACGGUGUGUGAAUAUAGCCAGUGAACUAUUAAAGGCAAUAGAACUUAAGGAAAAACUAAUAUCGGAGUUCAAUGAGUUGGACUGGAUAGUUUAUACAGUAAAGGACACAUACGCUUUAAAGUGGCCGGUUCAUGGUUGGUUUCAGUCAUCUUCUAACAGCGAUUCAGGCGAAGUUCUCGAAAGCGACGUACUUGAACUUAUCAAAAGUGAUCUUACUUCUGCAGAAUUAGCAGUCAACAAACUAAGUCAACAGCUUUCAUUUAUCAAGGAAGAGUUCAACGAGAUGUACCUAAAAUCAGAGUCGUUAAACGAUGUUAGCUGUAAUCGGUCAUUAUUACCAGUUGUAAUUUCAAAAAAAGCUAAUCGCAACCCACAGUCCUGUCGCUCAACAGCUCUUUCUACUUUGCAGCAUACUGUUUCAGUAUCAUUGUGUCCUUCUGAAGCAUCUGCUAAUGCUAAGCAACCUACAAUGAUAGCAUCACUGCGUUUCCAGCUUAGUACAUUGCAAAAGGAAAAGUUUUCAGAUAUUCGACAGAUCGUAAAAAUUCUCAGCCGUUAUAAUGCUGUUCGGUUCAACUUACUACAUUCCGAUCACAUUUCGGUCAGUGAAACAUGUUCUGCAUCUAUUUGGAGCACUUGGCUAGACGGACAUCAAAAUUGGACUACUAAUGUCUCAAGUGUUUUAAAAAGAUUAACCAAAUUUAUUAGUUCCUUCUCACCUUCAGUUAAAUCUUAUGCUUCUGGAUCAUGUGUACCUUCUGAAGAGGAAACUGAAUUUGCAACUAGUUUAAGUCAAGAUUGUUUACUUGUUAAAUUUAAGCUUGUAGAAGUACUGAUCAAACCUCUGGUAGAUGGAAUUUAUGAAAAUGUUUCUUCUAAUCCACAUCUAUAUCAUUCUCUAGAAGGUUUUCUGGAGAUGCUCAAUGCACAUUUCAAAAAUGUCAAAGAAACCAUGCUCGUUCAAAUGAAGGAAUCUGGAGUCGAAAUUACCGAACCUAAACCAACACAAAAGGUUGAAAAGGUUAUAUUUUCAGGACGAUCUCUAAAUAUGUCAGCUUUGUCUGUUUGGAACCGUAUUUAUGAUCGUUUGCAUGGAUUUGAUUCGUUUUUACCAACAGCUAACACGAACCAAUCAAUGUCCAUCAAUGCUCAAAUAGAUGCUUGCAUUCAUGAAGCCACUAAUGUUGAUAAUCUUGCUCUCAUGUAUGAAGGAUGGACGGCAUGGGUAUGAAUUUCUCCAAGUGAUUCACUAAUAUGCUGCAAUUUACACUACAAAGUUACUUUUUAAUCGCUCGAUCUGGAGGAUCACGCGGUAAAAGGAUUGAUCAAUUAGUACCUCUAGGUAGCUUGAGGAAACCAUACCCAUAGUAUCCAUCAUUUGCACGCGAGAAAAAACUAAUCAACAUGCCUAUUUCGUUUGAUGAAUAGAUAUUCCAACUGACGGACUAACUAAUGGUUGUUACUAUGGUCUGUAAUUGUCAGCCACUUUAUCAGCACAUCUUACUUAAGGUCAACGUACUUACUGUUUCAGCUAAACUCUCUUGUUUAACGUCUGUUACAACUUACGAAAUCAUAUUCUUGUGACUUCAUUUAUAAAACCAAAAAUGUUUUGGUUUCUGUUGACUGAAUCACAAACUGGAGUUCGUUUUGUAUUCGUCGUGUUGUUGUCAUCACCAGUUAUAACAUACCUACUGUUUUUUGUGUGUAUUUUUUGUUCAUCACUGUCCUUCCUUACUAGUGUCCAUUGUUACAUUUUUGUUGUUGCUUUUUUUUGCUGCAUAGUGAUAAAUAGUAUUUUCUCGAAGUUCUA